AUGGGAUUCUUCGAAACCAUCACUUCACUACAUGGUAGACAAACAACAUCAAAUCUUAAAGAAUGGACAACAAACAAAAGAAGAUUGGCCUCGAUGAUCAACAGGAGGAUAUUCCUAUUGGAGUGUAAAAGGAAAAACCUCAUUCCUAGUCACAUAAAACACAACUUGAAAAACGUGUUGAGAUUGUUCGAGAUGGAAGGUAGUCAUCAACAUAAUAGAGAGGUAGAAAAAUUAAACCGAAAACUCUCAAGCUCUAUUAUAAGAUUGGAAAUUAGCAACACUAACAGACAAAUAAAUAAAAUCCAGAAAACCAACAAUAAAUUAGUAGAGUUGCUAAGAAACAAGCUAACACUGGAGACCGUAAACGAAUACACAAGGAGACAACAAUUAUACUACAACAGAAUAUUCAAUCAGAUUAAACAAAAGAAUAUUGCCAAGAUUGCCAAUCUUGAAAAAUCAAUCAGUGAUGGGAGUCUCAGAAUACAGGAUAAAUGGAUAAGGAAUACUACAGACAGAGAAAUACCAGAUGAUGUAAAAACUAUGUUGGCACUGGGCUCAAAAUUCAGUAUACCAGUUUCAGCAAAUCAAAUACCCAUAUACAAACUUAUCACAGAUGUGGAGGAUUUAAUCCAGAAGGUUCCAACAGAGAGGAGGGAUUUUCUGAGAGGAAAAACAACAAGCAUAAUUACCAACUUUAUACACAAUAACAGCAACAAGAAUUACACAACAGAAAGACUAUUCAACGUGACAAAAUCCUUCUUGAGGGACAAUGAAGAGUUGAUUGUACUUAACAGUGACAAAGGAUCGGUAACGGUGAUAAUGGAGAAGCAAGACUAUGUACAAAAAAUGCUAGCGAUCAUCAAUUCUAGUAGUUUUAAAGAAUUACCCAUGGACCCGACUCAAAGGAUACAAACAAAAUGUAACAAAUUCGUUUCCUUGUUGGAGACACACAAAGUUAUCACAAGAGAAAAGGCAAGGCAAAUGAGGACCUACAGCUCAAAUACACCUAAAAUAUAUGGCAAUCCAAAGAUACAUAAACCGGACACUCCGUUGAGGCCAAUAGUAUCUUGUAUACAGGCACCAACCCGGUAUCUUUCUGGGUAUGUAGCAGAGAUAUUGAGUAUGGCGUAUGAUAAAGACAAUGAAUAUUAUAUCAGGGAUUCCUUCGAGUUUGCUGAUCUUGUGAACAAUCUUAAGGUACCACCUGACCACGUUGUCAUAUCGUUGGAUGUGGUCAACUUGUUCGGAAACAUCCAGAGUGAACUAGCAAUCGAAGCAAUAAGUAAAAAAUGGAAUGUAAUCCAAGAAUAUACGAACAUACCUAAACAACUCUUUAUGGAUAUCCUCAACUUUCUGAUGGAGAACAGUUAUUUCUCCUUCCAAGGAAAAUUUUACCUGCAGAUAUUUGGAAGUUCCAUGGGCUCAGAUCUGAGUCCAAUAAUAUCCCUUUAUGUGAUGGAUUAUCUUCUGGAUGGCACGGUUGCCAAGUUGCCAUUUAAAUUGUUUCUUAUAAAAAAGUACGUAGAUGAUCUCCUACUCAUUGCUCCAGCUAACGAAAUCACUAACAUCAAAACCACAUGUAAUAGUUUUAAUGAACACAUCCAGUUCACUGUAGAGGAAGAAGAUGAAAACCACUCAGUUCCAUUUUUGGACACAAAGGUCUGCCGAAUAAACAACACCAUAAAAUUAGACUGGUGUAGAAAAGACAUAACUUCGGACAAAUUUAUCCAUUACUUAUCUGAUCACCCAAUCAAGACGAAAAUAAAUACUAUAAAAGGAAUGAGAACAAGGGUAGAUAGAAUUUGCCAUCCCGAUUUCAGGCAGGUAAAUAGUAACAAGCUUUUCAAAAUAUUUGUGGAAAAUGGUUAUCCAAGGAGUAUGCUCAGAAAACUACUUUUUGAGUCGGCCACAAGUAGAAUGAAUGAGGUUGAAGAAGUCAAUGUACCAUCACAAAACAAUGAUAUAAAUGAGAUAAAAUAUGGGAGUAUAAUGAACAUAAAAACCCUCUCUAGUAGAAUCAAGAACUGUUUUAAGGAGUAA
This is a messenger RNA of Coccinella septempunctata (seven-spotted ladybird), 2040 nucleotides long. RefSeq lists its product as uncharacterized. Lineage: Eukaryota; Metazoa; Arthropoda; Insecta; Coleoptera; Coccinellidae. The coding region runs from base 1 to 2040 and encodes 679 amino acids. The transcript has a single exon. The record is from RefSeq and is a predicted model, not a curated record.